Molecule: messenger RNA, 741 nt
Organism: Acanthisitta chloris (rifleman)
Lineage: Eukaryota; Metazoa; Chordata; Aves; Passeriformes; Acanthisittidae
Product: SH2 domain-containing protein 2A-like
Exons: 5
Cellular component (GO): cytoplasm
Source: RefSeq, a predicted model, not a curated record
AUGGAUGACAAGCAUCCCCUCUUCAUCACCUUCAAACCCACUGAGGAGGACAACAGAGCCAGCACCAAGGCAGAACCUGGCACAACCCCUGUCCAGCCCCAGGGACACCACGACGGACACGGCAGGGUCCCUCCAGGCUCCUGUUCAUCCCCACCAGGAUGGGCCCCACUGGAGGGUGACCCACAUCCAGAGCUGGUGGCCCUCCGUGCCCGGACGAGGUUGUGGUUUGAGCAGACACAAGCCCAAGGUCUGAGGGCUGAGGGGAAGGUCCCUACCUGGUUCCAUGGCUUCAUCACCCGCAGGGAGACAGAGCAGCUGCUGCAGGAUCAGCCCCAGGGCUGCUUUCUGGUUCGCUUCAGCGAGAGCACCGUGGGCUUCGUCCUCUCCUACAGGGGCAGGGAUCGCUGCCGGCACUUCGUCCUGGACCAGCUGCCCGACGGGCGAUACGUGAUCCUGGGGGAGCAGAGUGCCCACGCCAAGCUGGCCGAGCUGCUGCAGCACUACACCACGGCCCCUGUCACACCCUACCACGAGUUCCUGACCGUGCCAUGCACCAGGGAAGAUGAGCCCCGGGGAGGGAUGCAGACCCCAACUGGCAGCAACGCCGCGUGUUCCCCACGGAGCGAAGCACCAGCAAAGCUCCUGGAGCACAGCCCUGUGUCCUGGGCCCCCCCAGGAGCCAGGCAGGGAGCCUCAGCCCACCCUCAGCCCGCAGAGCCCGACGGGGACUCCCCCAGGGAG